GUGCCGCGGUGUCUUGCCAAGCCGUAACAUCGCCGGUCUUGUUUAAUUCCCGCGGAACGUGUUCUUCGGAAGACGCACGAUGUCGUCGAGGGUGGUGAAGAAUCCUCCGAAACUCGACGGCGCCGUCGAUGGCCGGGAGACCUGGUCUGGUAAAGUCGACUUUCUUUUAUCUGUCAUCGGAUUUGCCGUUGAUCUGGCCAAUGUCUGGAGAUUCCCCUACCUGUGUUACAAAAACGGCGGCGGGGCCUUUCUGGUUCCAUAUUGCAUAAUGCUGGUAGUGGGCGGGAUUCCACUGUUUUAUAUGGAGCUUGCACUUGGCCAGUUCAAUAGGAAGGGAGCGAUCACCUGCUGGGGUCGCAUAGUGCCCCUGUUGAAGGGAAUCGGGUACGCAGUGGCACUAAUCGCAUUCUACGUCGACUUUUACUACAACGUGAUCAUCGCGUGGGCGCUGAGGUACUUCUUCGCAUCGUUCUCCAGCCUCCUGCCUUGGACCACCUGCGACAAUCCUUGGAACACGCCGCAUUGUCGCGCGUUCGACGCGAAUAUCUCUUACACGUUCGAAGAUUCGUCUCCUGUCGAGCCGCUGGAACCACGUGACACCAGCAAUUCAUCCCUGACUGAGGAAUACUUGGAGAGAACCAGAAAUCAAGGCUACAACAACACGUGGUACACGAGCGCCGCGCAAGAAUACUUCAACCGAGCCAUUCUGGAACUCCACGAAAGCCAAGGGCUACACGACCUUGGGGCGAUUAAGUGGGACAUUGCAUUGUGCUUGCUGGUAGUCUACCUCAUUUGUUACUUCUCUUUAUGGAAGGGCAUUUCUACUUCCGGAAAGGUAGUUUGGUUCACGGCUUUGUUUCCAUAUGCUGUGCUACUGAUUCUGCUUAUACGAGGCGUCACGCUGCCAGGAAGUUUGGAAGGAAUACGCUAUUAUCUCAACCCGAACUUUUCCGCCAUUACAAAAGCAGAGGUAUGGGUAGAUGCCGCAACACAGGUGUUCUUCUCCCUUGGCCCGGGAUUCGGUGUGCUGCUGGCUUACGCGAGUUACAAUAAAUACCAUAACAACGUUUACAAAGACGCUCUGUUAACCAGCCUAAUCAACAGUGCAACGUCUUUCGUUGCUGGCUUUGUGAUCUUCUCUGUACUCGGUUACAUGGCGCGAGCGAGCGGAAAAUCCAUUCAGGAUGUAGCAACGGAAGGACCUGGCCUAGUGUUCAUCGUCUAUCCUGCUGCUAUCGCAACUAUGCCUGGAUCCAUGUUCUGGGCAUUGAUCUUCUUCAUGAUGCUUCUCACCUUGGGACUGGACAGCUCGUUCGGCGGUUCUGAAGCAAUAAUCACUGCUCUUAGCGACGAGUUCCCAAUUAUAGGGAACAACCGUGAAAUUUUCGUCGCCAUUCUUUUCACGCUGUACUUCCUUGUUGGAUUGGCUUCGUGCUCACAGGGUGGUUUUUACUUCUUCCACCUGCUGGACCGUUAUGCAGCCGGCUACUCGAUGCUGUUCGCAGUUCUGGCUGAAGCAAUAGCCAUUAGCUGGAUCUAUGGGGCAGACCGAUUCUGCGCCGACAUCAAAGACAUGAUCGGAUUUUCACCUGGCAUCUACUGGAGGGUUUGCUGGAAAUUUGUCGCCCCGAUAUUCCUUAUGUUCAUUAUCGUUUACGGUUUGAUGGGCUACGAGCCAUUAACCUAUGAGGACUACAUGUAUCCAGUCUGGGCAAAUGUACUAGGCUGGUUAAUUGCAACUUCCUCAAUUGCCAUGAUACCCGGCAUCGCAAUUUACAAGAUCAUUGUCACACCCGGCAGCUUUAUUCAGAGAUUGAGGAUUCUCACUACCCCUUGGAGAGAUACUCAACAAAGGAACGCGGAUUUAUCUUCAGUAGCAAAUGGUGUAGUUCGUCGUAGUUUCAUAGCAGAUCAAGACCUUAACCUCACCAACGAGCAACGAGAAUUAACCAAGGAACAAACGGAGGUCAUGAUCCAAUCCAGGGAAGGUAUUAAUGGAGAUCCACCUCCGGAGCCAGUCUAGGACAGUGCGGUUGUGAUUUUGCACGGUGCCCGGUUCCAAGUAUACCUUUGCUAAUAUUUCAUCGUUGAGGUUUAUUUUACGUUGCAUUGAACUAUACGAACUUCGAACGCACUCGCAUAGACCUUAAAAUGCGGUAGUUUUAACGAUUCUUUACUCCCUGCAUGGUGAAGAUCCCUGACAGGAUCUCUACUCAAUGGACUCAAAUAUUUCUACAUCAGAAGUAAAUCAUUUCUAUAUGCAUAAAUGCUGUCUGACGAAACAAUAUACAACUUAUCAUUUACACCAUUAACCACAAUACGCGUAGCGUACCAAAAAAGUUUGUAAUAACAUCGCUAUCACGUUUAGUUUACUAAUAGUUAAAUGUUUCGUUUAUAGUAGUCAACUGGACUGUGGAUGCAUUAUGGAGUUAUGCAUUAUGGUAAAUUAGUUUAAAAACAAAAUUGAACCAAAGAAAUGUUGUUUCAGCAUUGAAGACAGAAACAGAAACUAUACGUGUAAAUGAAUAUUUAUUAUGGUACUUAUCCUUUUUCAAUUUUUCGUAUCUCAUUAGUUUUAACUUAUUGUAAAUAUUCAUUUUUAACUGCAAUUGAGAGGAUUCUUUUACCCUUACACAUUCUUUUACUCUAUUUAUUGUAAAUAAAUCUUCCGGCACUACUUGCAAAACUUACAGAAUUCCUUUGAGAAUUAUCUUUUUCUUCAGAUACCAUGUUAAAGGUUUUUUCUUUUAAACAGAAUCAUGUUUUUCUACAUCCUUACAUAACACAAAAGGACGUAUUUAAUAAUUAGCAAUAAUACAGUACUGUUAGAAGUAUGAAAAUAUGACCAACAUAGUAAUGAAAUAUUACAAAUGUUUAAUUCCAUUUCUUUAACAAGAAUAUACAAUUAGCAAAGCUGACAUAUUAUAUUAAGCGUAUCAAGGUGUAAUCCACUGUUUUUUCUAAGUCUAUUAUUUCUUUUUAGAAAGAUUGGAAACUCAUGAUCCCUUCAUGACAUAAGGAUAAAAGAAUAUAUUGAAUUUACCUUAUACUGUCAUAUUAAGAAAAUAGUAGAUUACUCAUAGGUACACUUAAUAUUAAUAAACAUGGAAUAGAACUAUAUAAUUCCAUUUGAAAAAAAAUGUCAAGAAGUUAAAAACCAUUAUUGCUAAGAUAUUGUUCUGUUACUGUUAAAACAGAAAUAAUGAAAACAUUGAAACAUUUUUUUUUCAAAUUAUAGUAAUCAAUGAAAUAUUAAUAUUUGAUUCUUUCUUUUAUUUGAAAUUUUCCCACUGUGUUCAUGAGAACACGCUGCAGAUGGUCCAACCUGUAAAUAUUACAGGCAUUACAGAGUUUUUUAGAUAAAGUUAAUAAGCAAUUAGAUUAUUGAUACCAUUCUAGAUUUAAUGAAUGUGUAUAAGGCUUACAUUAGCUAGAAGAGAAUCUCUUUGGUCAACAGCUUUAAGUUUCAUGAAAGUUAAUAUUUUAAUAAUUACAUGCAUCUUGUUGAAGAAUAGAAAAUGUAUGAAUUAAUAUCUCUACUAUAUCAUUACAAAAUAUCAUGAAACAAAUGUGGAUAAAAUUUAAUAGAAAAAUCUUCUAUGUAAUUCAUUUUAUGUAGUCAAAGAACAACUAACAUUCGUUGCUAUGUUUUGCUCACAAACUUCCUACCUUUGUUAUUGGUAUUUAUAAAUGAGUUUUUAUAACAAUUUUUAUUUUAAUUUUAAAAAAUGUAAUUCAUUUUUCCAUAGGCAGCUGCAAUCGUGCUAACCCUUGGCAAGGUCAUGUUUACAAAGCACUGUAGCCUUGACGUUCUCACAGAACAAUUAAACAAACAAAAUAUUAAUUUUAUUAUCCAUUUUAUAUGAGUUUAAACAGAAAAGUUUACAAUUUAAUCUUAGUCGAAAAUAAAUGCAAAAACGAGAUUAAAAUUAUCUAUGAUUCAACCUUAAUACAAACUAUUUUCCAGUAACAUAAAAAAAAUAAAAGAAAUCCAAUUUCGUUCUAUUGCACUUUGAAAUAAUUUUCUGUUUAAAAACAUGACUUGUGCAUUGUGUACGAAUAAAAUUGUUUUAUAAAACUAAUCGGAAAUGAAUGUUCUAACCUUCGAACUAAAAUGAACGUACAACUUUAGGGGAUGUACUACUAUUAACUGUUAAAAAGAAUGCAAAGGGUUAACACAUACCUUGCCUAAUAUUAAGAUCGCAUAUUGAUGGCAGUAUUAUCAAAACUAAUUGUUUCCACUUAAUUGUUCAACAAACGCUUUUACAUCGUCUGGCUUGAUCAGACGAACAUGCUGUGUAGACUAUACGCCAAUUGUGUAAUCACCGAUCAGGUGUAAAACAUUACAUUAAAAUGUAUUAACGUUCAAAUGUUAUUGAAAUAACGGAGCCUAUGUGAAAUGGAAAAUAAGAAGUAUUAUUGUCGAUUUAAUAUUUAGAUUAGAUCAAUCGUUAGGCAGACAAUUCCGAGGAUACAUAAAUAAUAAAUUGCAACCUGUUUUAAACUAUGUAGUAACGACAUAAUGAAAAAUGAAAUUUUCGAUUAUACACGAUGUAAUCUCCGUUCUACACGAAAUUAAUUAAUUAAAAAAUUAGAACAGUUGAAGAAACGUAUAUUAAUAUACUCAAGAUAACGCUAAAUAGUAAAAUAAAAUAAUACUUAAUCCUAUUUUAUAAAAUUUCACUUUUUUUCGAUAAUUAUUAUUAAACAUUGAGUUUUUGAUUAUUUUUCAAGGUUAUCGAUUAAAUCUUAAAAGAAAAAAAGAAAAAAUUAAAUCUUUGAAACUUUCAUAAAAUAUUUCCCAUUCCACAUGCUUUGAACAUCAAGUAGGAUACUUUUGAUUGUUUUGACAUUUUGAAAUGCGUGACGGUUGAUUUUAAAUGACGUGUCCGAAGCAGUUGUCUGUCUCUCCUUGACUUCGACUAUCGACGACAAAAAUGGUUGAGUAGACAUUAAGUAUUUGAAAAAAAAGUAUUAUCGUGAACUUGUUAGAAAAUAUUCUAUGUGCAGAUAUACAUAUAUGUACGAUAUAGUUUAUAGCUAUUAUUGUUAGACACAACAGUAUGUAUGUAUAAUGAUAUGUUGACCGGUGCAUGUGCAUAUAUUUAUACAUAUGUACAAGCUUGAAUCACCAGAUAUAAAACCUGUAAAUGUCUCAUCUGUCCCUGUGAGAGUUUGAAAGAAAGUUCCAAGGAACGUUCGAAUAAUUUCCGAAAAUUAAUUCAGUUCAAGCCAAUUGUAUUUUAUAAUUACCAUCUUUUUGUUUUCAUUAAUUAAAAAUAUUUUUAUUUUGCUGUUAUUAGAAAUGAUUUAUUCAUUGGUAAAUCCGAAAAAAUGUUUAUUAAAUUUUUCAUUUAGAAACAUUACAUAGCCUUAUACAAAAACAUUUAUAAUUUCUUUUAAUUAUUAAUUAUUGGUAAUUGUUACUAAUUAGUUAGAAAUGUUAUGUUUGUAAUAUAUUUAUAUAAUAUUGAAACUGUUUUAUAUUCAUUUGUUCGAAAAUUACAAAUUAUUCCAACAUAAUAAUUACAAGAAAAACUCUUGAAUAUAAAUAUCAUACACAUUUUGUUCCAACUUGUGAUUAAUCGAUUAAUUAAUAAUUCCAAUAAAUUCUGUAAUUUUGUAAAAAAUUUCUAUUUUAAAAACGGUCGAGUCGGAUUUUGAACGUCUUUCAGAUUCUCAGUGGCAAAGAAAGAUAAUCUGGUGUUCCGUUUAAAAUGAAUCAUCCUGUAUAAUUGUAUGUUAUAUUUUAUACAUCGCAUCUGAGUUGCGACCGCAGCCAUAGGUAGCAGCUCGGGCCUUGUUAACAUGAUAAAUAAAUAAAUAUUCGCAAGAAUUGGAUGGCUAUCGCAAAUAAAACAAUAUUCUAUAAUUAAUUAGCGACAAUACUUUAUCUCGGGUUUGCAUAUCACGGCAGUUUAAUCCGUGAUAUUUCAAGCUUCUUAAUAUACACAUUUCGAUUUCUGUUUAUAAUUAUUCCAUAUUAUUAAU
Messenger RNA from Nomia melanderi (Alkali bee), 5991 nucleotides. It is a transcript of the gene DAT, whose product is annotated as Sodium-dependent dopamine transporter. Lineage: Eukaryota; Metazoa; Arthropoda; Insecta; Hymenoptera; Halictidae. The record is from RefSeq and is a predicted model, not a curated record. Gene Ontology annotation, biological process: amino acid transport; sodium ion transmembrane transport; dopamine uptake involved in synaptic transmission. Gene Ontology annotation, molecular function: dopamine:sodium symporter activity. Gene Ontology annotation, cellular component: presynaptic membrane; plasma membrane; neuronal cell body membrane.